Molecule: messenger RNA, 2082 nt
Organism: Symbiodinium natans
Lineage: Eukaryota; Dinophyceae; Suessiales; Symbiodiniaceae
Source: the annotation of a GenBank genome assembly
AUGAGGACGUCUUCGGCUGCCAACGUGGGUGAGGGAAAGGACUCAGAAUCCCGUCAACUACGUACCUGCUUGGCCUACGCAGAACAGAGAAAGUACACUGUACGUGGUCGGUUUUCAGACCCUGCUGUCUCUGGCAGUGACCCGCUCAUCUAUCGACAUGGCUUCUGUAGCAUGACGAAGUUCUGCAUUCAACAAGGUAUCCACUUGAUCCUGCUGGAGUGUGCUGACAGAUUCGCCCGUGACGUCCUAGUGCAAGAAACGGGCCUCAAGUGGCUGCGAGAAGCAGGCUUGCGUGUCGAGACUGCUGAUCAAGGGGCCGCCAUCAUGAAUGACGAAUCUCCCACUGCAGUGCUUCUUAGACAGGUCUUGGGGUCGGUGUCGCAGUUCACAGCAGCUCAAAUCCGGGAUCGGUUGUCUCAGGGCAGGCAGAAGAAGCGCUCUGAGGUGGCGGCCGAUGGGCAGGCACCGCGAAGCUUGAGCGGCAAACCUAAGCUUGGGGGCCCGAAGAACUCCUUUGACGGCGACCGUGACCUCUACGACUACAUCCGCCAGAAAAGCAGAAGCAGCAACGUCAACCUAACUCACCUGGCUAAAGACUUGAAGAAGCGCAAGCCCAAGAGAUGGUGUGUACGGGAGGGGCCGAACAAAGGGCAACCCUGGAGCGCCAAACAUGUUGGCAAGUUGCUUUCCCGCUUUGAGAGAGGCAAAGACAAAGCCUACCUGAACAACUUGCUCUGGGCACAGGACAAGGCCAAGAUGAGCAGGAGCCUCAGCGAUGGAAGUGUUGUGGACCGCCGUCAAGCACACAGCAGCGUGGUGCAUGUGAUGUCAAGGCAGGGUGACUGGGGCGGCAACCAAUGGGAAGGGGCUGGCAGCUCGCGUCGGUACAGUGGCCAAGACCAAGUUCAAGACGAUGGCGGUGAGCCGAGCAUGGCGGACUACUGGGGCGACAGAACGACGGAGGAUGCUCGGAAGAGAACCAAGAGUCACUUUAAGAGGCAGCUGGAGAGGGAGCCUUUCAAGGAGGAGAGGGACCUCCUUCGCAAGGAGUUGGGGGCAGCCAAGGCGAACGUGGCCACACUGAACCAGCAGAUCGGCACGCUGAACGAGAAGAUCGACAACCUGAACUACCAUGCAUGCCGAGUGCCACAGCUGGAGGAGCGCUUGGCGAAGACAGACAAAGCCCUCGAAGAUGAGAAGGCGACAGUGAGGAAGCUCAAGGCUGAGGGCCCCCUCUCGGAGAUGCUCAAAUUGGGGAUGCAGGCCGAAGCUGGAAAGGUGCGCAUUAAGGAACUGGAGGAGACCGUUGCCAAAGAGAAGGCGGCAUUGGAGGAGGAAAAGACAAAGCAUGGCAAGCUCAAGACGGCGAACGAGGGCGUGAUCAAGGCGAAAGACCGUGAGAUCGCGCGUCUGCGAAAGGAGAAGACGACUGCCGAUGCUGCCCGCGAGAAGGAAGCCGAGCGUGCAAAGAUGGCUAGCGACUCGCUGCAGGCCAAGAACGAUGCCCUCGCCAGUGAGCUCUUGCUGCUUAAGGUUACCUACGAGCAGCGCAUCACGGAGAAGCUGGCUGACCACGCGUUCCUGCAGGAGGCCAACAUGGGUCUGUCGACAGACUUGCUGAAGACGAAGCAGGAGCUUGAGAAGACAAACCGGGAGCUUGAACGCUUGCAGGAGGUCAAUUGCGUUCUGUCGACAGACUUGCAGAAGACGAAGCAAGAUCUAGAAAGCUUGCAGGCACAGCAUGAGGAGUUCCUGGUGCAGCAGCAGUCUGAGCAGGCUUCGCUGACCUAUCAAUGUUCCGGCUACAGUUUGAUCCACCCACCCCAACUUCGCCUGCUGGCCGUGCGCCUGCUGGCCGUGCGGACGAGGUGCCAACAGAGCUGGCGUCGCCAGAAUGAGCCGCAGAGCCUUGCAGCCGUUCGCACCUGGGAGAGUGCACUUGUGAAGGUCGGGCUGCUGACAUUUGACUACAAGAGUAAGAUUCGGUGCAAGAUCGUUGAUGCUUGCUCAGUGUCGCGCUAUCACAGCGCCUUCUACGACGGCGUGUCCAUGAAGAAGCCGGGCUUGCCUGCAGGGCCCUGA